Messenger RNA from Macrosiphum euphorbiae (potato aphid), 669 nucleotides. The record is from the annotation of a GenBank genome assembly. Lineage: Eukaryota; Metazoa; Arthropoda; Insecta; Hemiptera; Aphididae.
AUGUCAUCUCAAAUGUUGCUACAUGAUGUUCAUGAUUCUUUGAAGUAUAAAUAUCUUCUCAGAAUUCCUACAUGUCCACGACACAUGUAUAUUAAUAUUGAGGAUAUCCAUUCUAGUGGAAAAGAGAUGAGUGGGAAAUUUUGUUGUUUGUUGGCUGCAGUAAGAUGUGUAAAAUUUACUAAAUUAAUAAAAACCAAAAUUGGCAAGGAAGCGUUCUUAAAAGAAAUUAUUGUCAUGGAUAAAACAUACCCAACACUUGUAGUAAGAAUUUGGGAUAAGGAACUAUCAGAAAGAGCUGCACAAUGGAUACCAAAAAAAACAAUCUUGUCUUUCUCAAAUUUAUACUUGGAAUGGAAUGUUUUUAAAAGGAGCAUGACAGCGGUUGUUUCUAAUAAAACAAUUAUUACCGAAGAUCCAGUUACAAAUGAAGCCAACGAUUUAAAAAAUUACGCAAAUACACACUUGACUGGCCUGUCAACUAAAUUAAACAUUAACAUUCCCAAUUUGUCAACUAUAACAGACAUCAUGACUUGUAAACGAGUUUUAGUCAAGUCUAAUGAAACUAGUAGACAAUUUACAGCUAUCUUGUAUGCAAUUGUUAGCAAAUUUAAUAUUGAUGGACUGUCUCCAUUGGUUUUAACUAAGUGGCAAGUAAUUUUAUUAUUCUAA